UUGCGCCGCGCGAGCAGGAUGUCGGAACCGUCCUACCGGCGGGUCGUGGUCCACGCCCGUCGCGACCGCAGCCGCCCCUUCCAGCCUGCGACGUUCGACCAGUGCCUCCUCGACCACUUCGGGAUCAACGACGACUUCGGGAAGCUGGAGUGUUACAUCGCCGACGGGAUCGUGUACCUGCAGCCUCCUCCGAAGUCCCCGUCGGCUGGUUCCUCCUCCUCUUCGUCGUCACAGGAGAACCGAAGGAAGGAUAUACCGAAUAAUCUGGCGUAUCGGUUCCAGCACCCGCCCUUCUGCGCUAUCCACAAGAUGACGCCCGCAAUGAGACAGGAUCUGCCGCCCGAAGUAAAAGACAGGGGCGUCGACGUGGGCGUGUGCAUCAUCCUGGAGAGCGGAGAUGGGCGACUUCUGCUCACCCGCCGCGCCCCCCACAUGAGGACUUUCCCUGGCGUGUGGGUUCCUCCGGGCGGCCAUGUGGAGGAAAGAGAGACCCUAGUGGGCGCUGGCUUAAGGGAACUUCGGGAGGAGACUGGCCUUAGACCCGAGGGCGUGUGUCGAGUCCUAGGGCUGUGGGAAAGCGUGUACCCGCCCGUGUUGUAUAUGGGCGAGCCACGUCGACACCAUCUCGUGAUUUACUUGCAUCUAAAGUGUGAUUUGUGUACGGACGACCUACAGCGCCUGCUCAAGCUACAACAUCAGGAAGUAGAUGCCUGUGUGUGGUUAACGAGAGAACUGGUGGAGGUCGUGGUUUACGGCUCGUCACGUCGUCCUAGUGAACCCAUUCCUAUAACCUUAGUCAACACGACAGGAGUUCACACCAUUGGUCGCCUGAAUCCACGGGCCCUAAGAAAGAAGAUGCCAGAGCCGGGGUUCGAGGUAGAGAGACUGACCACUGGAACCCGCUACGCCCUGAAGCUCUGGCUACAGAAUCAGAUCAGCACCGAGCAGCCUUCGUCGACGUCCUCGGCAGUUCUUCAAGCCAACCCCCCGAGCACCUCCUCCACCUUCUGGAGCGAGAGGUCGAGUGACGAGUUAGACUCGACCCUCGGCUCGACACGGAGGAGCAGCGCCAGUGACUCGACGGACCACGACUACGAAAUCUGGAGGCAAGCAGAAGGCGCUGACGACGAGGAGGCAGAGGCAGCUAGUUCUUAUCGAGAGUCGGAUUCCCUGGACGGCUGGAAAGCUGGGGAUCUCGACCUGAAGUCCCUGAGGGAGCACCUCGGGCGGGAAGGAUUGCAAAAGCAGGACGGCAAUCUGGAGCAAUCCAUAGCCAGGAUAAAUCUGCAGAGUCCGGAGACCCUGAUGUCGGAAGUUGCCAGGAAUUAACUGGCUGCGUUUGUGUGUGUUUGUCGUUUUUUCUUCUUCUUCUUCUUCUUCUUCUCCUUUUCCCUUCUUACCUUCUUUGGAUCAUGCGGAAACAGAUCGCUAGGGUUCAUUAUUAAACUUUCUAAGCUAAGCCAUUUUAUAAAGUAGUCACAAAGGAGUACAUAUAUUUAUUCAGACAUUGUAUACCGCAUGAUACAAAAGAAAAAACACGUAUUGCUACUGUCUGCUCACAUACCAAGGAAAAUACAUACGUAAUAAUAUUCCUUGGCAUGCGAAAGACAGCAAAAACACACAUUGUAAGUGUUAUAUGUCCCUUGCAUUAUCAAAGGCAUAAGGACCGACCUCGUAUCGGUUUAAUAUUACUGUGAUAACGAAGGUAUUGUACUCAUAGUGUAUUAGGUCCUGUAGGUGAUUAGGUUCAAUACUAUUCUGAUCAAUAGUAGCUGAGUGUUACAUGCCUUCUGCUUUAAUUUAAGCUUCUCUUGUACAUAUAUAUGUAUAAUUUGAACAUAUAUGCAUUAAUUCAUUUUUGUUUUGUAAAUGUACAUACUUUGUUUCAUAUUUAGAACACGCAUGAAGGACUAGGCAUGUAUAUACAGCACCAUGCAAAGUUUGAGUGAGAGAUGCAUAACUUCUCGAAAACAAAAUUUAUUUUUAUUAACCUAUUAUUUCAUACACUGUAAUUUAUAGCUCUGUUAUGCAAAAAUAUAGCAGUAUAGUGUGUUUUUACAUAUCAAGUACAAGGGUGACAGACAUAGCACAAGACUGAAGUGUUAUCUCACGCUGUGUAUAUAUACUGUGUAUAUAUUUAUGCAUAUGGAUAUUUUGUGUAUGUAUGUAUAUGUG
Penaeus monodon (black tiger shrimp) is the source of this 2175-nucleotide messenger RNA. RefSeq names its product nucleoside diphosphate-linked moiety X motif 17-like. Gene Ontology annotation, cellular component: cytosol. Gene Ontology annotation, biological process: NADP+ catabolic process; NAD+ catabolic process. The record is from RefSeq and is a predicted model, not a curated record. Bases 19 to 1329 code for a protein of 436 amino acids. The transcript is spliced from 6 exons. Gene Ontology annotation, molecular function: NADH pyrophosphatase activity. Lineage: Eukaryota; Metazoa; Arthropoda; Malacostraca; Decapoda; Penaeidae.